CACAAUGGAUGCAAAAUUAGAGUUUUGUUGGCAGUAUAUUCUCUUACCAUGAAUCUGAUAGGACAAUGGGAGUGAGUGGUGUGGAGAGGAGAGAUGAAAUGAAGACAAAAUGAAGUCCAAAUUCACAUGAAAUGAAAUGGCUUCCAUUGUCGUAUUCUAUAUAUAUUCAUAGCUACCCCCCCUGAGCCUCCUUAUGUUCAAGUCUCUUCUCAAGGGGACUCCAUUUCAUUUUUUAUUUUAUCUUUUUUCUUUGUUGGAACUCAAUAGUAUUGAUUUCUUUCAUGGCGAAAGGCCGGCGACUGUCCACCAGCAGAAGCGAACGGUACCUCGGGAGUUUCGGUUACGGUCACAACCAAGUGGAAACCGUCACGGACGAAACGGAACUCGGCGAGGAAGAUGUCUGGUCCAUGGUUGAUACCGUCUCAGACCGACCCGACCAGGGUGACGGUAAUCCGCGGAGCGAGUGGACUACACGCGUCGAGCAUGAGAGUAAUGGGAAUGAGCACCUGGGCCGCCGCCGAAUCCCUCGAGAUGAGCGCCACGUGGGCGGAUUGUCUUUGGCUUUCGAGGAUUCUUCUUCGACCAAGCCUAGGAUCGUGCACCAGUUUCGCGGCCACGACAAGGUGGCAGCCGCUGCUUCGCCACGUGGUCACAAGAUGGCCACUUCAGCGCCAGUGAACGUGCCUGACUGGAGUAAGAUUUACAGAGUGGACUCGGUGGAGUCUAUACAUGACUCGGAUGAUUGUGAGUCGGAGGAGAUGAUGCCGCCGCAUGAGUACUUAGCACGUGAGUACGCCCGGAGUAAGAAAUCUGGUGGGGCGUCGGUAUUUGAAGGCGUUGGUCGCACGCUCAAGGGCCGCGACUUGAGGCGGGUCAGGGAUGCAGUUUGGAGCCAAACCGGGUUUGAUGGAUAGCCCCUUAAAUAAAAAAAAAAAAAAAAAAAGGACCCAAAACCAGCUUAAUUAUGAUUGAUGACAAUGAGAUACCAUUAUUUUUUUCUUUUGACUUGGGCAAUGAUUCGGCUGAGUCGACACAUGCGAGUGAACUCAGUAUCGAGUGAGCACAAACAGGAUUUUGAAUUGGGAGGGUCAAAAAAAUUCUGUUCUUAGAUUGGAAUUCAGAAGUUAAAAGUGUGUUUCCAAUUUCUAUUUAAUGGUAAUUUGAAACCAAAUUAAGUUCAGGUAAACAAAAAAGUUAUGGUUUAUAUAUAUAAAGAUUAAACUAAACUCAAACCGAUGCCAACAAAAUAUUUGAAUAACUAAAAGUAAAUUUUACUAUACAUAUAUUGAAAUUCCUUUGAUUGAUUGGAUUAAGUUAGAAUAGAGUUAAUAUUUACUCUUAAAAGAAUAACAUAAAAA
Gossypium arboreum is the source of this 1358-nucleotide messenger RNA. RefSeq lists its product as uncharacterized. Bases 282 to 914 code for a protein of 210 amino acids. NCBI's taxonomy places the organism in Eukaryota, Viridiplantae, Streptophyta, Magnoliopsida, Malvales, Malvaceae. The transcript has a single exon. The record is from RefSeq and is a predicted model, not a curated record.